This is a messenger RNA of Bombyx mori (domestic silkworm), 3867 nucleotides long. RefSeq names its product adenosylhomocysteinase-like 1. Bases 362 to 1960 code for a protein of 532 amino acids. Gene Ontology annotation, biological process: L-methionine cycle. Gene Ontology annotation, cellular component: cytosol. Lineage: Eukaryota; Metazoa; Arthropoda; Insecta; Lepidoptera; Bombycidae. The transcript is spliced from 10 exons. The record is from RefSeq and is a predicted model, not a curated record.
GAUCGAAAAAAUUGACGUUUCAGAAAGGAAAUGCCUUGGAGAGGGAAUUGUAAUUUCAGCGGAUAAUUGAAGUUUUUUUCCACAUCUGUUUAAAAAACAUACACGCGUUUUUUUUCACGUUAAAAUAGAAAAAAACAAUUUUCAUUUCAAUGAUUUCAAUCCAUGUGAAGUAAUAUGAACUAUUUAUUUGAAUCACAUAACAGGCGUCCUAACGCACUUGUGUUUUAAUUAAUUUAAUUGUCAUUUUAAUUGUGUAAAUAAAGUCCGAUAUUUUUAUUUACAUCUUAACGUUAUUACGAAUCGAUUGGUACCUAUAAAUAGCUUUAAAAUUGCUGUGUGACGUUGCAAUUUUCGAAAAAAUAUGUCCGAAGGCCACGGCGAACCUAAUCAGUGUCGGAAAGAGAGCGUGGCCGGGGCUGCGGUGCCUAGUGACAGUCCCGUGACGGAUCCGGGACAGGUCCGGGCAGGGAAUAGCGACAGUGGGGCUGCUAAGUUCGACGGCCCGCGCGGGAAAGCCGGUGCCUUAAAGAAGUCCGCCCGUUACAGAAGUAGAUCACUCUCUGCGUCUUCAGCCGAUUCAUACAGCUCCACGUCUUAUACCGGGUCAUCUUCAGAUGAAGACGAAGGAGCACAGCCCCACGAGAAAGCCAUAGCGGCCGGUCAGCCCAACCCACCUUAUUGUGUGAGGAAUAUAGAGCAAAACGCCUUCGGUCGGCGGGAGAUUGAGAUCGCAGAGCAAGAGAUGCCAGGGAUCAUGGCACUGCGUGCCAGAGCCAAGGACGAUAAACCUUUGAAAGAUGCCAAGAUCGUUGGUUGUACGCACAUCAACGCUCAGACAGCGGUUCUGAUUGAAACCCUGGCCGCGUUGGGAGCCACCGUGCGCUGGGCCGCCUGCAACAUUUACAGCACCCAGAACGAAGUGGCCGCCGCCUUAGCGCACGCGGGUUACGCGAUAUUCGCGUGGCGCGGCGAAAGCGAGGAGGCUUUCUGGUGGUGCAUCGACCAGUGCUGCACCCCGACGGCGACGUGGCAGCCCAACAUGAUCCUAGACGACGGAGGUGAUGCCACGCACCUCAUGCUCAAGAAACACGGAGCCGCCUUCAAGAAUAUCAAAGGUAUAGUAGAGGAGAGCGUGACGGGAGUCCAUCGGCUCUAUCAGCUCAGUAAAGCGGGCAAGCUCUGCGUGCCGGCGAUGAACGUGAAUGACUCUGUGACGAAAACGAAAUUUGAUAAUUUAUAUUCAUGUCGAGAAAGCAUAAUAGACGCGUUAAAACGUAGCACGGACUUGAUGUUUGGCGGCAAACAGUCUGUGGUGUGCGGUUACGGGGAGGUAGGAAAGGGAUGCUGUCAGGCCCUCAAGGCCCUCGGGUGCGUGGUGUACGUCACGGAAAUCGAUCCGAUAUGCGCCCUGCAGGCUGCCAUGGACGGCUUCCGGGUCGUCAAACUCAACGAGGUCAUAAGGCAGGUGGAUAUCGUGAUCACGGCGACGGGAAAUAAAGGCGUGGUGACGCGGGAGCACAUGGAGAGGAUGAAGAAUGGCUGCGUGGUGUGCAACAUGGGCCACAGCAACACCGAGAUCGACGUGUACGCCCUGAAGACCCCAGAUUUACUGUGGGAGAGGGUCCGCAGCCAGGUGGACCACAUAAUAUGGCCGAACGGCAAACGCAUCGUGCUGCUGGCCGAAGGGAGACUAGCGAACCUCUGCUGCUCCUCCUUACCCUCGUUCGUGGUGUCCGUGACCGCGGCCACCCAGGCCCUGGCCCUCAUCGAGCUGUACAACGCGCCCAACCAGAGGUACAAGGCCGAUGUUUAUUUACUACCGAAGAAAAUGGACGAAUACGUCGCCAGCCUCCACCUGCCGACCUUCGACGCUCAUCUCACCGAGUUAACGGACGAGCAAGCGAAAUACCUCGGUCUCAACAAAGUCGGCCCGUUCAAACCUAAUUACUAUAGAUACUAAUAGUUAGUGUGGUUUUUUGUUUGUAUACGCGGGUAGCGUUUACGAUUUCGAUGGCGAUUUGCUCGUUUGAGCUCUGAAGCUUGUAUACAGGGCGAUUUGCUCCGAAGCCUUUAUACAGGGUGUGUUUUAUUUGACACGAAGGCCGGAUAUUCGUAUAUAGAGAUCGGGUCUUCAGCGUGGUAUCUCAAGGUGGGUUCAUUAUCGUUUCUACAUUUAUAAGUCCCCUAAAUAUCCACUUAAAACUAUACUGGUGGUAGGACCUCUUGUGAGUCCGCGCGGGUAGGUACCACCGCCCUGCCUAUUUCUGCCGUGUAGCAGUAAUGCGUUUCGGUUUGACGGGCGGGGCAGACGUUGUAACUAUACUUGAGAUCUUAGAACUUAUGUCUCAAGGUGGGUGGCGCAUUUACGUUGUAGAUUUCAAUGGGAUCCAGUAACCACUUAACACCAGGUGGACUGUGAGCUAGUCCACCCAUCUAAGCCAUAAAAAAAACUUUCCUCCACAUUGUUUGGUAUGGGUGGCAUGAACUGUAUAGUACAGACUACCACCAGCCAUUUCCUUAACCAGAUCUGACCAUCUGGCUGCUAAGCGGUUACCCGAGCCCAUGGACAUCUACAACGUAAAUGCGCCACCCACCUUGAGAUAUAAGUUCUAAGGUCUCAGUAUAGUUACAACGGCUGCCCCGCCCUUCAAACCGAAACGCAUCACUGCUUCGCGGCAGAAGUAGGCAGGGCGGUGGAACCUACCCGUGCGUACUCACAAAUCCUCCUACCAUCAGUAAUUACGCAACUUGUAAUUUUUGCAGGUUUUGAUUUUUAUUACACGAUGUGUUCCUUCACCGUGGAAGUCAAUCGUGAACAUUUGUUGAGUACGUAAAUUGAUUAGAAAAAUUGGUACCCGCCAGCGAGAUUCGAACGUCGGUGCAUCGCUCAACACGAACGCACCGGACGUCUUAUCCUUUAAGCCACGACGACUUAAACGUCACGCGCGGUCGCGAUCCUCAGCAGUGAGGGAAAGAGAGAGAGAAUCACUUAUGUGUCGUCAUUCGGGUUUGCCUGAUUACUGUGAAUAAGCACGCAUCGAAAUCGUCAACGAACUCAUUAUAUCGUAGUACUGAUAAUGUAUUUUUGCUGUACGGUGAUGACGAUGAUAAUAUUAUUAUAUAUUAUUUUGAAAUUCUUUAUUCGAAUUCACAGAAUAAGGACGUUUUAUAUAUGAGUCGACUAUUAUCAAAGCCGACAAUGUGACUUUUGGACAAUUAUUAGUAAAUCAGAAAAACGAAUUAUUGACUUUGUAUUCCAUUGGCAGUCACAAAACUCUUCUGAACGACAUCUUAGAUAAAUAACAGGUUAAGUAUUAACCUUUAUUUAAUGCAGGUUUUGAAACGUAUUCUUUGAAGGAGACGAUUAUAUUCAAAUCAAUCUAUAUUGACAUAUCAAUAACAUUUUUUUGUCCAAAUGCACAGAUUGCCACCUUUGAUAAUAGACGACUCAUAUAUCAUAUUCGACCGACAUGUUGUAUGUUUGAAUUACAAAAACAAAAAAACAUGAGAUUAAUUUAAUAACAUUAAUUACCCAUGGUGAAAUUUGUACUAUAUCUACUAUGUAUUAUAUAUUAUUGUUUUUUAUAUUUUCUGCCGCGGGGGGAAGUGAGGAAGCUUUUACAGGCUCUCUUGUGAGUCCGCACGGGUAGGGACCACCGCCCUGCCUAUUUCUGCCGUGAAGCAGUAAUGCGUUUCGGUUUGAAGGGUGGGCCGUUGCACUGUGCUGUUAAAACUGAGACCUUAGAACUCAUGUCUCAAGGUAGGUGGCGGCAUUUGCGUUGUCUAUGGGCUCCAGUCACCACUUAACGCCAAGUGGGCUGUGAGCUUGUCCGCCCAUCAAAGCAAUAAUAAAAACAUCGUUACCUA